Hyphopichia burtonii NRRL Y-1933 is the source of this 4911-nucleotide messenger RNA. RefSeq names its product type I sorting receptor (gene PEP1). The transcript has a single exon. Bases 148 to 4833 code for a protein of 1561 amino acids. Gene Ontology annotation, molecular function: protein binding. Gene Ontology annotation, biological process: Golgi to endosome transport; protein targeting to vacuole; Golgi to vacuole transport. Lineage: Eukaryota; Fungi; Ascomycota; Pichiomycetes; Serinales; Debaryomycetaceae. The record is from RefSeq and is a predicted model, not a curated record. Gene Ontology annotation, cellular component: Golgi apparatus; membrane.
AUUCAGGUAUAUUUAUUUGACAAGGACUCAGAUACAGCAGAUUCAAUCCCUCAUAGAGUAAAGGAAGUAACCGCAAGUUAGGUGACAAAAGUGAACUGAUAAAGAGUAUAUCGAAUUGCUCUUUCAUAUUAGUGAAAUUUUUGAAUAAUGAAAGCGAAUAUCUCAAUUCAAAGGUUGUUUUCAGGAUUAGCAUUCCUUUUAACAUUGACCUGGGCUUUUGAACCAGUGGUGAUAUCUUUGAAGCUGGAUAAACCAGCCGCUGAUAUUUCAUACUUUGAAGAUUCUUCUAAUGUUAUUGCUUUGAGAGAUGGUAGAUUAACCAUUUCGUUCGAUGACGGUAAGAGCUGGAAAGACGUUAAAGAAACAAAAGAUUCAACUGUUAUCCAUAUCAGCUUUGACCCUUUCAAUAUGGAAAGGGCGGUGGCGUUUACUAAUGGUGAAAAACAUUUUGUUACCAACGAUCGAGGUAAGUCAUUUAGUUCCUUUUUACUUAAAGGAAAUAAGGAGAAGAACCCCACGAUUAAUUCUCCACCUCAAAUAACCUAUAAUGCCAAAAAGAAGGAAUUGGCGCUUGUUGAAUUUUACUCUUGUCCUGAUAAUGAAAUUUUUAGUGAUGGUUGUGAUGUGGUUCAUUUUCUUACCAAAGAUGGUUUCAAAUCAAAUUUGAAUAAAUUGAGUAUAGACUCCACAACUUGUACUUUUGCAAAAUCUAGUAGAGAGUUUGAUCAAGGGAGUGAUGAUACAAUUUUCUGUUCUACGGAUAAAUUAAAUUCUUUUGGUCAUGUGGUGGAAUCUACUUUAUUCAAAUCAGAAGAUUUCUUUAAAUCUAAAGUUGAAAUUGAUCAUCAAAUAGCUAAAAAUGGUAAGAUCCUUAAUGUCAGAGUUGAACAAACCUUCAUUCUUGUCGUUGUUCAAAAUGAUAAGUUUAACAAGAAGUCUAAAGUGUCAUUGCUAGUGUCUCGAGAUGCUAAACAUUUCGAUGAAGCUGAUUUGAAAAUGGACGUUGCUCAUGGAGUUAUGACAUUCUUAGACUCUUCUCCACUGUCAUUAUUUAUUGCCGUUAUGGAUUUCUCUAAUGCAUUCCAUCAAUACUCCUUAUCAACUAUUUACUCUUCAGACUCGUCAGGUUUGAAAUUUAAAAAGGUUUUGGAAAGAGUUCAAGGUGGGGCCGUUCAAAAAGUUCAAACUAUAGAUGGUGUUUGGCUAGCUAAUACCGCUGAAGAAGAAAAAACUAAUAACGAUGAUAAGUCUUUACUUGACUUAUUAAUUGGUGGUGGUUUCAAUAAAAAUAUUAGAACAAAAGUUUCUUUGAAUGAUGGUAAAGACUGGGGCGAUUUAAUUGUCAAUAAUGAUGAUGAAUGUAGCUCUAAAGAUGGUUGCUCUUUGCAUAUAUUAACUCCUGCUGAAAGAGACGGUGAAGGUAAAUUUGUCACCGGUCCAACCCCAGGUAUAGUAUUUGCCGUUGGUAGCAAAGGUAAACACCUAGAUAGAAGCUUUAAAAACAUGAAUACUUAUAUUUCGAGAGAUGGUGGUGCCACUUGGGAUUACACUUUACCUGAACCUUGUUUAUUCUCCUUUGGUGACUUAGGUAAUAUUAUUCUUGCAGUACCGUAUUACUCUAAUAGUGCUUCGAGUGCUGAUAAAUUUUAUUACUCGUUGGACCAAGGUAAAUCUUGGAAAGAUCAAAAAUUAGAAACUGCAAUCUUCCCACUUACUUUGACCACUACUGUCGAUGGUACUUCUAAUAAAUUCAUUCUUUCUGGUUUGGAAGAUAAAAAAAGUGAUAACUUCCAAGACCUAUCUGAAAUACUCUACCACUUUGAUUUUAGUAAAGCUUUCGAUGGUCGCAAAUGCGGUGAUGAUGACUUUGAAGAAGUAUAUGCGAGAAUUUCGCCUGAGUCUAAUCAACCAGUUUGUGUCUACGGUCAUAAAGAAAAAUUCAGAAGAAGAAAACAAGAUGCUAAGUGUUUUGUUGGUCGCCUCUUCGAUGAUGUUAAAGUUUACGAUACCCCAUGUGAUUGUAAUGAGGCUGAUUUUGAAUGUGCUCCUGGAUUCAAACUCUCUAAAAAGGAUGCUUGUGUCCCAGAUAAAAGAAAGAUUGGGCAAAUAUGUGACGAACAGAAGAAGAAAGAAGUUUCUUUACCAGACAAAGUUCUAGUCGCCAAUAAUAAAUGUAGCAUGGGCUCCAAAAAGAUGAAGGAUUUUGUUACAACUGAAAAAUUUAAGUGUAGUGAUUAUAUUGAUGAACAUAAGCAUAAACAUAAGGGUGCUAAACAUGAUAUCAUAACUAAUAAUUUUGAAUUUGAAGGAGAACUAGAAACUUAUGCUUAUAUCGAUGAAGCCGACGACUAUCAAGGUGAGAACAUCAUCGUUAGGACUAGAGAAAACCAAGCUUACAUGUCAAAUAAUGGAGGAACGGGUUUUACCAAAGUACCUAUUCCAGAUGAAAUAGUUGCUUACUAUACUGGCUAUAUUUCAGGCCAAAUAAUAUUGAUCACAAGAACAAAUACAAUUUAUAUUUCCAAUGAUGGUGGUAACUCUUUCAUAAGGGAGAAUGCUCCAACAACUCCAAAUACUCAGCGUGUCAGGAUCGUUUCCUUUAAUAAAGAUAAAUCUGAUGAAUUCAUCUGGUAUGGAGAUGAAGAUUGUGAAGAUCCCUUUAGCCCUAACUGUAAAUUAGUUGCUUACAUCACUAAAGAUAAUGGUAAAUCAUUUAAAAAACUAAUUUCGGGUGUUAAAUCGUGUGAUUUCGUGACUCCAUUUUUGGAAACCAAGGUUGAGGAUAACGAAAACCUUAUUUAUUGUUCAGUUGAAGACAAAACUGAAAGUAAAUUGAGGUUGGUUUCAUCAACUAAUGACUUUAGAGACAAAAAAGUUGUAUUCGAAAGCAUUGUCGGAUAUGCUCUUACUGGUCAUUUCGUUGUUGUAGCUUCAGUUGAUUCCGAGAAGAAAUCACUCAAGGCUAAAGUAACUGUUGAUGGUUUGGUAUUUGCUGAUGCUGAUUUCCCACAUGACUUGCAUGUUGACGUCCAACAAGCUUAUACAGUUUUAGAUUCAAGCUCCCUGGCAAUAUUCAUGCAUGUUACUACAAACAAUGAAGAUGGAUCUGAAUUUGGAUCUAUCCUUAAGUCUAACUCUAACGGUACUUCAUACGUUUUAUCUUUAGACAAGGUAAAUAGAGAUAGACUUGGGUAUGUUGACUAUGAUAGGAUUGAUGCGUUGGAAGGUGUGAUUAUUACAAACACUGUCAGUAAUCCUGGGAAAGAAAAGAAAAAAUUAAAGACUCGUAUUUCUCAUAAUGAUGGUGCUGAGUGGAACUAUUUACCUCCACCGGCAGUCGACUCGAAAGGAAAAAAAUACGGAUGCACCGGCCAGUCUUUGGCUAAAUGUUCCCUUAACCUCCAUGGUUUCACAGAAAGAGCAGAUUAUAGAGAUACUUAUUCCUCAGCUUCAGCUGUUGGACUUAUGAUUGGUGUCGGUAGUGUUGGUGAAAAUCUUGCAGAAUAUUCUAAGAGUUCUACCUUCUUAACCCGUGAUGGGGGACUAACCUGGAAAGAAGUUAAAGACGGUGUGUUUAUGUGGGAAUACGGUGAUCGAGGAACUAUAUUAGUAUUGGUGAACGCUGUAGAAAAAACAAAUGAAUUGUUGUAUUCGUUAGAUGAAGGUGAAUCUUGGCAUGAGUAUAUAUUUGCUGACAAGCCAGUCAAAGUCAUUGACUUGGCUACAGUUCCAUCAGAUACUUCCAGAAAGUUCACUGUAUUUGCUAAAAGUGAUGCCGAUCCUAAAAAUACUGUUGUAUACUCUAUUGAUUUCACAAAUGUUUACAAAAGACAAUGUCAAUUAGACUUAGAUAAUCCAAAUAAUGAUGAUUACGAAUAUUGGACUCCAAAACACCCCCUUAUUGCUGAUAACUGUUUAUUUGGUCAUGAAGCCAAAUAUUUGCGUAGAGCCGUGGGUCACGAUGACUGUUUUAUUGGGAGUGCCCCAUUGAAAGAAGGCUUCAAAGUUUUGAGGAACUGUUCAUGUACAAGAAGGGACUUCGAAUGUGAUUAUAACUUUUUCAGAGAUACCGACGAUACAUGUAAAUUGGUCAAAGGAUUGACUCCUACUGAUAGGAGAAAAGAGGCCUGCAAAAAAGAUAAUGCUUUUAGAUAUUUUGAACCAACAGGAUACAGAAAGAUUCCAUUAUCCACUUGUGUGGGAGGUAAAAAGUUUGAUACUAUGAGUCCAGUUGCUUGUCCAGGAAGAGAGAAAGAGUUUAAUGAGUUCUAUGGUAGAGGUAUUGGCUUUGGAAGAUUCAUGUUAAUCAUUGGUAUUCCACUCGCUAUUUUCUUUUCAGCAACUUACUUUGUGUACGAUAGAGGAAUUCGCCGUAAUGGUGGUUUCAAAAGAUUCGGCCAAAUCAGAUUAGAUGAAGAAGAUGACUUCCAGCCUAUUGAAAAUAAUGAUGUUGAUAAAGUAGUCAAUAGAAUUGUGAAGGGUGGAAUUUAUGUUGCUGCAGUUGUUAUUGCGGGAGCUAAGACAAUAAGGAAGAUAGACAAAGCCGUUAUCGAUAGAUUGGCUGCAGCGAUAUUUCGCCGCAGUCCAGGUCGUAGAAAUUACGUCCAUGUUCCUGAUUUGGAUGAGGAAGAAGAAUUAUUUGGUAACUUUCAAGAUAAUUAUGAAGAAGAAUUAGAAGAAGGUACCGACGUGCCAAACUUUCAAGACGAAUCAGCAGAAAAUGACCUUGGUACCUAUGAUGAAACGGAAACCCCCUCAGGUGAAGCCGACUCGAGGUUAUUCGGUAUUGAUGAUCAAUCAGACGAUGAUGCUGGCUCUUCAAGAAACGAUUAAUCUAAAAAGUACUAGACAAAAAAGCUAUUCAAUCCGACAGCCUGUAUUUAAAAAAAAUAUUUAUACGUUAACCAAAAG